AUGAAUGUAGAUUCACAUAAACCUUUUGAAGAACAUCAGAUCAGUUUGAAGAGCAGAUGUGAACAUGUGAUCGAAAGAAGUGAUGAAACACAGAGAGGACCUCCCCUCAAAAAGAUCUACACUGAGCUCUACAUCACAGAGGGACUGAGAGAAGAAGUUCAUACCCAACAUGAGGUCUGGCAGCUGGAGACAAUCUCAAGGAACAACUCCUUCCACAAUGUUCCAAUUGAGUGCCAGUACAUCUUCAAAGUCCUAAAUGACCAAGAUGGAUCCAUCAGAGUGGUUCUGACAAGCGGUGUCGCUGGAAUUGGAAAAACCUUCUUAGUGCAGAAGUUCACUCUAGACUGGGCCGAGGGCUUGGAGAACCAAGACAUCAGUGCAGUGGUUCCUCUGUCAUUCAGGGAGAUGAACUUGAUCAGAGAUGAGCAGCACAGUCUUCUCACUCUCAUCCAACUUUUCCAUCCAACCUUCCAGAAGAUCCCAGCAGAGCAGCUGUCUGUCUGGAAACUUCUCUUCAUCUUUGAUGGUCUGGAUGAAAGCAGACUUUCUCUGGACUUCAACAACAGUCAGGUGGUGUCUGAUGUCACUCAGAAGUCAUCAAUCAAUGUUCUUCUGACAAACCUCAUCCAGGGACGUCUGCUUCCCUCAGCUCUGGUCUGGAUCACUUCCAGACCUGCAGCAGCCAAUCAGAUCCCUCCUUCAUGUGUCUCCAGGGUAACAGAAGUACGAGGCUUCACUGACUCCCAGAAGGAGGAGUGCUUCAGGAAGAGAUUCAGUGAUGAAGAUCUGUCCAGCAGAAUCAUCUCCCACAUCAAGGCCUCCAAGAGUCUCUUCAUCAUGUGUGAAGUUCCAAUCUUCUGCUGGAUCACUGCUGUGGUUCUAGAGCACAUGUUGACCACAGAACAGAGAGAAGAGCUUCCUAAGACCCUGACUGACAUGUACUCACACUUCCUGAUGGUCCAGACAAAGAGGAAGAAGAACAAAUACCAGCAGGAACAUGAGGAGAAUCCACAGGAGCUGACAGAGGCUGACAUGGAAGUUCUUCUGAAGCUGGGGAGGCUGGCAUUUGAACAUCUGGAGAAAGGAAACAUCAUGUUCUACCAAGAAGACCUGGAGCAGUGUGGUCUGGAUGUCACAGAGGCUUCUUUGUACUCAGGAGUUUGUACUGAGAUCUUCAGAAGAGAGUGUCAGAUCUUCCAGAAAACAGUCUACUGCUUUGUUCAUCUGAGUGUUCAGGAGUUUCUGGCUGCAGUUUACAUGAUCCACUGUUUCAACAACAAGAAGACAGAGGUGGUGGAGAAUCUCCUGAAGAAUCAAACAACCAGCUCUAUUCUAGAUGAGUUUCUUAGCAGGAUCAUGAAGAAAUCCCUGCAGAGUCAAACUGGUCACCUGGAUCUGUUUGUUCGUUUUCUUCAUGGUCUCUCUGUGGAGUCCAACCAGAGACUCUUGGGAAGUCUGCUGGGUCAGACAGAGAACAGUCCAGAAAUUAUCCAGAGAAUCAUCAACAACCUGAAGGAAAUGAAGACCAAUGACAUGUCUCCUGACAGAAGCAUCAACAUCUUCCACUGUCUGAUGGAGAUGAAGGACCUCUCAGUUCAUCAGGAGAUCCAAGAGUUCCUGAAGUCAGAGAACAGAUCAGAGAAGGAACUUUCAGAGAUCCAUUGCUCAGCUUUGGCCUACAUGCUGCAGAUGUCAGAGGAAGUUCUGGAUGAGUUGUACCUGGAUGAGUAUAAAACAUCUAGAGAAGGUCGAUGGAGACUGAUUGCAGCUGUGAGGAACUGCAAGAAGUUUAGGAUGGGGUUUGUGUCAAAACCUUCUGGAGACGAGUCAAAUCAUGAGUCCAGUUGGUAA
Messenger RNA from Oryzias latipes (Japanese medaka), 1851 nucleotides. Lineage: Eukaryota; Metazoa; Chordata; Actinopteri; Beloniformes; Adrianichthyidae. The record is from RefSeq and is a predicted model, not a curated record.